GCACUUCUCAGCUUAACAGCUCACUGGAUACAGGUAUAGCAGGUUUGAAGUAGGGUGACGAAAAAUAGGGCCUCUUGAUUCUAUCCUCCUUUGGCCAGAGACAGGCAGGCAGACAGAGAAGGGCAAGAGAGAAGACUGGAAGCCAAAUAAAGGAAACAAUAUCUCUUUCCAGUGGUGCCUUGAGGAUGCCUUUCAAGGGGUCUGGCCUUAUGUUUCUCAUCUCCCUGGUGUCUGUGCUGGUCCUGGGAGUCUAUUGCCAAGCCGGCUAUCAGAAGUUCGUUACCCAGCACUACGAUAAUCCCAAGAGCAGUGUCGGCAAGCAGUAUUGUGACGUCAUGAUGAAAAGACGCGGGCUGGACAAACCAGCAUGCAAGCAAGUGAACACCUUCAUCCACGACACCAAGAAGAACAUCAUAGCUGUGUGCACUGCAUCUGGAGGGAAGGAUUACGGGAAAGGGCUGAGGAUCAGCCUCCGCCCCUUCACUGUCACCACCUGCAAGCUCAAAGGUGGCUCAAGUCGCCCACCUUGCAAAUAUUCUGAUAACAAAUCAUCCAGAUACAUCGUCAUUGCCUGCCAGGAUGGGAAGCCUGUGCACUUUGAUGAAGGCAUCAUUGUAAGAGAGGAUUUUCAAGGCCCAGAUAAAAAAUGUUCAGCAUUCUAAUGAUCAUGUUCACCUUCACUGAAAAUGUUUGAUUUCUUUAAAAGUUUCCAGUUCUAAAACUGAACCAAAAAGAAAUGUUUAACAGAGUCUUUGCUUAUUGUUAAUUACCUUGCUGAUUUCCUGCAUAUGUAUCUUUCCUGUGUCUGAGCCCUGAAAGCUCAAGGGUGUGUGUUUCUAAUGCAUGUGGAAAUAAAAAUGGCCUGCUUUAA
Molecule: messenger RNA, 871 nt
Organism: Zootoca vivipara (common lizard)
Lineage: Eukaryota; Metazoa; Chordata; Lepidosauria; Squamata; Lacertidae
Product: angiogenin-3
Biological process (GO): defense response to Gram-positive bacterium
Molecular function (GO): RNA nuclease activity; nucleic acid binding
Source: RefSeq, a predicted model, not a curated record